CUCCUCCCUCUUGACCCUCUGAACUUCCCUCGCCAACUCCUCCCUCAACAGCCUAGCCAGACUCUCCCCCUCCUCAUCAUCUAGAUCCUCCCUCUGCCCACGCCCAAACAUCACAUAACUCAAAUGAGCCUUUCCCUUCCUUUCCGCCGGCCGAUCAGGCGGCCUCGGAAUAACAUGAAAGUGAACAUGAGGGACCUGCUGCGCCGCCCUGGCACCAUUAUUCUGCACCACAUUCCAAUUCCACAACGAGUCAAAGUCCCCUUGCUCUUCCUCUCCGAAAAGCGUUCGCAUCACGACUCGCGAGAUGAUGGGGAGCCAUUGGCCGAUCUCCCUCCCCACACCGACCCUUACAUCCCCCAACCUCUCACAAUGCUCCCUCGUCGCAACCAAAACAUGUCCCUUCGUCAAAGGCAUAAUAUCCAAAAACGCAAGAACAUGCCUAGUGGACAAGAUGAGGUGUGCAUCGCCAGAGCCUGGAUUGCUCAGCUCGGCGAAUGAUUCCGGGGAAGGAAAGUCAGUAGUGGGCGCCGCCGCAGCCGCUAAAUUUAGAUGAUCAUCGUGGCUGGAAUUCUUCGGGCGGAAGAAUGUCGUUGGUGGGAGGGGCGGGUAUUUGUGAGCGAUGGCGCAGAAGGGGCAUGAUUGGUGAUGAUCUGAGGUCAUUUCCAAGAGUUGCUGGGUAAGAUGGAUGGAUAUCUGGGGUAAGUGACUGGGGUUGGAAAGUGAGGGUUGGGAUUGGUGGUUAGUCGUGAAGUGACUGGGUCCGUUCCUAGGAGCAACGGGGACUAAAUAUGCGUCCGUGCUUUAUAGCUAGGAGGGAAGAGAAUUUGAUCGUCGCCGGGGGUAUUUUGAGUCGGAAUUCAAGGCUUUGGUUGCUGUGCAGAUGGAUAAGG
Aspergillus welwitschiae is the source of this 890-nucleotide messenger RNA. RefSeq lists its product as uncharacterized. Lineage: Eukaryota; Fungi; Ascomycota; Eurotiomycetes; Eurotiales; Aspergillaceae. The transcript is spliced from 3 exons. Bases 124 to 498 code for a protein of 124 amino acids. The record is from RefSeq and is a predicted model, not a curated record.